Apaloderma vittatum (bar-tailed trogon) is the source of this 1912-nucleotide messenger RNA. RefSeq names its product pleckstrin homology domain containing, family N member 1 (gene PLEKHN1). Gene Ontology annotation, cellular component: mitochondrial membrane; cytoskeleton. Gene Ontology annotation, biological process: positive regulation of apoptotic process; 3'-UTR-mediated mRNA destabilization; response to hypoxia. The annotation marks the transcript as partial. The record is from RefSeq and is a predicted model, not a curated record. The transcript has 14 exons. Gene Ontology annotation, molecular function: cardiolipin binding; phosphatidylinositol phosphate binding; phosphatidylserine binding. Lineage: Eukaryota; Metazoa; Chordata; Aves; Trogoniformes; Trogonidae.
ACAAAAUGGCAAGAAAAAACUGCCCAGCUUUUUCGGUAUAGAAGGAGGGCAGGAGAGAGAUAUAACCACAGACAAAAUCCUGCAGUAUAUUCCAGGAAAGAAUAUUCAGAACCAGGAAAACCAGAAAGAAAACUUGGACCAGAGGUUCCCCAGCCUGUUCAAGAAGGGACGAAGGAAAAUGGUCGUCAGGAAUCUGGGCAAAAUUAUCUAUUACUCUAAGGUCAAGUUUAAGUUCCAGCACUGCCAGGAGGUGAAUGACUGCUUCUUGGAGCUCUUCCAGUCUUACCUGUACUUCCAGUCUAUGGGCCCCAACGGACUCACCUACCAGGGACUGCUGCCUUUAAAAGAGCUGAACGUGUGUGAAAUCGAGAAGGGGAAGAGCGCCGGGCAGGAGGAUCACGCUUUCCGCAUUGCAGGUCCUCUGCUGAAUCCCCUUAUCGUGUUCUGCCCGACUGAGUCAGAGCUGAAGCAGUGGCUCUAUCACCUGGAGAAACAGAUCCAGCUGAACGGAGGAAGCCUUGCCUUGCCCUUUCUCUCUCAGGACGACUGGAAGCAGAGCUCCGUGGGGAAGGAGGAGCUGCGGUGGUCCGUGCAGAACAUGCCUGUCCAGGACUGGAGAGGGACCCAUCGGGAAUCCCUAGGAGAUGUCCUCUGUGUUUCCAAAGUGAAGCUUCAGCAUCUGCCUUUCCAGGAGCAGCACGACCGGCUGUUGGUGCUUUACCCGUCCACGCUGGUGAUAGUAUCUGAAGAGCGCAAUGGCCUCUAUUUUAAGGGCGAGCUGCCACUCAACGCCAUCCAAGUGCUUUUUGAAGAGAACGAGAAAACCUCCUUUUUAAUAGAAGGCCGGCUGAUCAAUUCAAUCCGAGUGAUCUGCCGCAGCUAUGAGGAUUACCAGGAGUGGCUCUACUGUCUCAAAACAGCCCAGUUUCGAAAUGCCGACUCCUCCCUCUCCGGAUCAGAGAGUUUCUCAGGAUCAAAGCCGCCACACCUUGGCCAAUUUGGCGGCAGCGGGAGAGGGUCGCUCAGGUCUGACGGCCGCACAAACUCCUGGGCGUCGGGAGGCCGAGUGGCCACCUUGACCCACCUCUCCCAGCACAGCGGCUCUCUGCCCGACGGACAGUCCUUCGUGCUGAUGCCUGAGAGCAGGGUGCUUGAAGACCCCCUCUCUCCUGGCUAUUCCCAGCCUUUCCAUUGCCUGGCUCAGGCCAACUGGCCGAGUGCGGGGCUGCCAGCCCAGGACCUGCGGAGGGGAAGCAGUGCCAGGAAGCCCAAGGGCAAAUGUGGACCCUGCAGCCAGCAGCUGCCCAGCCAAGACAUGGAGAGAACCCUCUGCAGCCUCAUUCCCGAAAACCCCAACGGCGAGCUCCUGUCCUCGGUGUACAACGAGCCGUACUCCGCGCGUGGCUGGCAGCAUCACCCGGAGCUGAGCAGUGUAUCAAAUCUAGAGUUUGUUUCGGUUAAGUUCCUGCAGUGUCACGGACAGACGGACUCAGCGCAGGCCAACGGGCACCCAACCAUCCCGGUACCCCAGCACCUCUCUCUGCAGAAGAGGAGCUGCCAGCCCCUGCCCAGCAGUCACUACAGAGAGGUGCCCGCGGGUUACAGCGCGCCCGGCACCUCGUGCUGUCCCCAGCUGCGACCUCCUCCCGACGCUUCUUAUCUUGAAGAGGUCUGUUCUCUGCGAGAGGAACAUCUGGGCCCUUCCUUGCAGCCGUCAGAUGGGGAUGUGGACGCCUACGACCUGCCAGAGGCCGGCUGCCUGCACCUCGACUCGGCAGCCUACCACGACUACGCCGAGCUCCAGAGCUUCCAGAGCGACUUCAGCUAUGACAACCUGUGGGAGGCUGAGGUGAAGGACCCAGGCACCCCACACACCUCCCCAGCACCCAGCCAGCAGUUUUACCAGGGCUGA